AUGGGUAAAAUAAAUUAUCAACAAGGAUGGACCAACCCUCAAAGUAAUAACGAUAAGUACUUUGAAAACAAGUUAAAGUGUUCGUUUGAACAAUGGUAUAGAGUAUUCAAGAACAAUACAUUCUCGAGUAUUGUUAUACCUCUACCAAAGAUAUUCAUCGAUUAUCUCAACUCUGAUCACUUUACAAUGUCAGAGGAAUCAUUCCCAGAGUUUCGUACAGAAGAUAAUGGAGAGGAUGAUGAAGAAUGGUCAUCUACCACACCAUCUGACAUGUCCACAAAAUUAGAUAAAAGAUAUUAUCAAUCAUAUGAUAGUGAAAGUGAAAGUGAAAGCGACAACGAACAAGACGAGGACGAUGAAGAUGAAGAUGAAAAAGAAAAAGAUAACAAUAAUAAUAAUAAUAACAACAAAACAAAUAGAAAGAUAAGUGAAAAAGAUUUCCCAGAGUUAAUCAAAGAGAUUGAAGAUGCAAUUGCAAAGUUGGGAGGUGAAGUAGUACCAAAACUCAAUUGGUCUUCACCAAAGGAUGCAACUUGGAUGAACAUUCAUUCAAGUUUAAAGUGUCUAACACCAACCGAUGUUUUAUUACUUUUAAAGAGUUCUGAUUUCAUAAAUCAUGAUUUAUGUCAAUUUCAAAUUGAAAAGGAUCAAGAGGAAAUAUUAAAAGAUGAUUCAAUUUCACCUUUUACAUUGGUACUUAGAAAAUAUCAUAAUCUAUUUCAUUCAAUGGAGUUUAGAUGUUUUGUAAAGAAUAAUCAAUUGAUUGCAAUUAGUCAAAGAGAUACUUCUACCUAUUAUAAAUUCCUUCAAGAAAAGAAACAACAUUUACAAGAUUUAAUACAACAAUUUUUCAAUACCAUUGUAAAAGAUAAAUUUGAUGAUAUUAAUUAUACUUUUGAUGUAUAUAUAACAAGAGAUGAUAAAGUAUAUUUAAUGGAUUUUAAUCCAAUUCAUCCAUCAACUGAUGCUUUAUUAUUUGAUUGGGAGGAAUUAUUUGAAGAAUUAAUGGAAGAAAAAGAAGAAAAAGAAACUAAUAAUAAUAAUAAUAAUCAAAAUAAUAAUAAUAAUAAUAAUACAUUGGAAUUUAGAAUAAUUGAAAAUAAUGAAGGAAUUAAACCAAAUUUAGCAAUGACAAUUUAG
This is a messenger RNA of Cavenderia fasciculata, 1140 nucleotides long. It is a transcript of the gene cdc123, whose product is annotated as cell division cycle protein. The record is from RefSeq and is a predicted model, not a curated record. NCBI's taxonomy places the organism in Eukaryota, Evosea, Eumycetozoa, Acytosteliales, Cavenderiaceae. Gene Ontology annotation, cellular component: cytoplasm. The coding region runs from base 1 to 1140 and encodes 379 amino acids. The transcript is spliced from 4 exons.